Molecule: messenger RNA, 1335 nt
Organism: Phytophthora nicotianae INRA-310
Lineage: Eukaryota; Oomycota; Peronosporomycetes; Peronosporales; Peronosporaceae
Exons: 2
Coding region: 1-1161 (386 amino acids)
Molecular function (GO): N-acetyltransferase activity
Source: RefSeq, a predicted model, not a curated record
AUGACGACUGUCGAUCAGCAACUAGCUAACUUGGUCAUCCGUCAAUACCGCUCUCUAGAUCACGAGGAGGUGGUGCAAUUGUACCUCAACGGCAUGCGUUCGUACUCUUUCGAGGGUGAGGACGAGGCUAGCAAGACGCUGUGGGAGCAAGUACGUCAGGCCUCCGUGAACAGCGAUCUGGCUGACAUCGAGGGCGUGUAUUUGACCAGCGGGGGAAACUUUUGGGUGGCAGUUGUCUCCUCUAGUGACAGAGAGGAAGAGGUAAUUGCGAUGGUUGGACUGCAGCUCCAUAGCGGUGACUUGGGCGAGCUACGCUGCAUGUCCGUCAAGGAAGGAUAUCGACGCGUUGGACUGGGACGAAAGCUGCUCAAGCACUUGGAAGAUUGGGCCCAAACCCACGGAUUAAAGCGCGUUAAGUUAUCCACGGGUAUGACAAUGACAAGGGCAGUGCAGUUCUACAUGGCUCACGGGUACACACUCACGCACACAACAAUCUUUACGCCCGAGAUGCCGCAUGAAGAAGCUCACCUCGCCAAAGAUCUCUUUGUUAUGUUCUCGAAAAAACCGGCAUGUGAUAUGAUAGGAAGCACUUCACUGCUGACGUCAGUUGUUCAACUGAGUGUUCUAAUGGCAACCGUCAAGCAACCAGAGUUCUGCAUUCGGCAGUACGCGCCACAGGACCAGGAAGGCGUGAACGCUGUCUUCAUCGACGGCUGUGAAUUCUACCGCGAUAGCUUCCCGUCUCAUGUGCAGGAGCACUGGACUGAGUUCAUCCAAGAAGGUCUCGACGGAGAUUUAUCGCGCAUUCUCAGCGCCUACAUCGCCCCUGGCGGCAACUUUUGGGUCGUAACGACGCCAGAGAACAGCGUACACAAAGUUGUUGGCAUCGUUGGUUUAGAGGAUAAGGGAGAUGGUGUCGGAGAGUUGCGGCGUAUGGCUGUCUCCAGCGCUUUCCGUCGCCACGGACUCGGCCGGCGGCUGGUGAACGAGCUAGAGACCUGGGCCAAGGAUCACGGCUUCACCAAGAUCUUUCUCAUGAAUGGUGGCCCCAAGGAAGACGCGCGUGCCUUUUACCGCGCCAUCGGAUACCAGGACGUCGGCAUGAAGGUGGUGUCCGUCGAACCGCACGUGGAGGUGUUCCAGCUUGCCAAGCAGCUGUGACCUCUCGCACUCAUCUCGCUGCGACAGCUUGUGGCGUGGUACAUGUAUUGGUGUUGCAAGAUCAUAGGGUAGUACAGCGUUCGAUUAGAUAAAGUUCGUACAUGUAGGAAGAGUUGACGUGACUGCAGCUGAAUCGAAUGAGCCUUUUAUUGACGGUCAUUCAUCCAACACCGG